AUGGCUCAACCAACUCGAAGCUUGUUGGAGAUCAGCGGAAGCUUGGUUCCACAGAACAGUUUGAAGCUGUUCUUGAACGCGGCCCGAAGCUGCCCUAACUUAGUUGCCCUUACUCAUGGCAACGAUCAUUGCGGAUAUCGUGGAACAGAACGAACGUGGCCAAAACACAUCGAGCAGUUAAUUUGUCAGAUCGUGGGAUAG
Molecule: messenger RNA, 201 nt
Organism: Pochonia chlamydosporia 170
Lineage: Eukaryota; Fungi; Ascomycota; Sordariomycetes; Hypocreales; Clavicipitaceae
Exons: 1
Coding region: 1-201 (66 amino acids)
Source: RefSeq, a predicted model, not a curated record